AUGGCAAGGCGUUCAAGGAAGGUAAGGCGUCAGCAGGCCUUCAUCAACAAAGAAAAGAAGGUCGCUCAGCAGAAGGAGACUUCUGAGGAGCCUGAGGAACAGACUGAAGCAGUGGAGGUCCUGCACGAGGAGACCCCUGAGGUGGAGGUAGAAGCUGAGGAGACUAUUGAGGAGUCUGAGGAAGAGGCUCCUCUCGCUGAGGAAGAUGACGAAGAGGAGGCCCAAGGGGAGGAAGAGGAGGCCUUAGAGGAGGAAGAGGAGACGGUUGAUCAUCAUCAAGAGGAUCUUCUGGGUGAUGAUGAUGAUGUUGAGGAUCUCGAUGAGGGCCUGCUGAUACCUGCUGGCAAGAAGAGGCCUCGCGAUGACAAUGACGAGGAAGAAGAGGAGGGGGAGGAAGUCUCCGGCUUUGGCAGUGAUGAUGAUGAGGAGGAAGGCGGGUACGUUGAUGAUGAGGAGCUGCCAGAUGAGGCCGACGAGGAGGAUCUCAAGCAAGCGGCUGCGAUGGAGGAGUUCGAGGAAGCUGAAGGAGCGGGGGAGGCAGCAAUCUCUUCAAGUGCCGUCGUGGACAUUCCUACUCUCAAGAAGCGCCUUGAGGAGGUCAUCCGUAUGUUGGCAGCUGGCAAGGAGGCUAUUCGUAAGCAGGGAUGCACCAGCAAGGAGUUGCGGGAGGAAUUGGCCCGACUGUGUGCCAACUACUACGGCUAUAAUGAAGAACUAGCAGCGUACAUUUUGGAUAUGUUCGCUCCUGGCGAAGCCGUGCAGUUAUUCGAGGCCAACGACAGGCCGAGACCGAUGACAAUUCGUGCCAACACCAUAAAGACUCGGAGGCGUCUUUUGGCACAGCAGCUGAUCGCUCGAGGCUGCCAGGUGGAACCAACGGGAGAGUGGACGAAGGUCGGCCUGACUGUGAAGGAGUCGAAGGUGCCUAUUGGAGCCACUCCGGAGUACCUCUCGGGCCGUUAUAUGCUGCAGUCCGCAUCAUCGUUCGUUCCUGUUCAAGCUCUCAAUGCCCAGCCAGGGGAAACUGUGCUAGAUAUGAGUGCAGCUCCUGGUGGCAAGACUACUUACAUCGGGCAGAUGAUGCAGAACCAAGGCGUUCUCUUUGCUAACGAUCUGAGGGAGGACCGAUGCACGGCUUUGAUCGCGAACGUGCAUCGUCUCGGCCUCUCCAACGUCGUGGUAACUGCUAUGGAUGGGAGAAAGUUGAAGGACAUGCUGCCCAAACUGGAUAGGGUACUCUUGGAUGCUCCUUGCAGUGGUUCUGGUAUCAUCGCUCGUGAUCCGAAGAUCAAAGUUAAGCGAAACGUCAAGGAGUUCACCGAGCAUGCUGCGCUUCAACGUGAGUUACUUCUAUCAGCGAUUGAUAUGGUGGACGCUGACACUAAAACUACAGGAGAAGGCGGUGUUGUUGUAUAUAGUACAUGUUCUAUGGCGGUCGAAGAAGACGAAAUGGUUAUCGACGCUAUUCUGAAAGCUCGCAACGUUCGCGUGGUUGCCUUCGACGACGUGGUCAACUUCGGCUCGGAGGGUUUCACUUCUUUUCGAGGAAAGCAAUUCCAUCCUAGUCUUAAGCAUUCGAGGAGAUUCUUUCCGCAUGUUCACAAUAUGGACGGGUUUUUCGUGUGCAAAUUGCAGAAGUUCAGCAACGAGAUUCCUCAACGUGUUAGGAAGGACCGUCGACCCACCGAAGCUGUUACGCACGCUUGGGGAGAAGACAAAUGGACUACUGAGUUCAUGGAUUCUGUGAUGGACGAUUUCCCUCAAGAAGAGGGUAAACUGCCGCCUCCUGAGGAAAAGAAAACGCAGCUGAAAAUGUCGAAGAAAAGACGGAAAUUGGAGAAGCAGAAGGCAACUCAGAAGGCUCAAGAGGAAGUAGAACCUAGCAAGGAAGAAGUUCAGAAGGCGAAAGCGUUGAAGAAACGGAAGUUCCAAAAGAAAGGGGGUAAGGCGAAGGCGUCCAAGGUUCCCUCCACGUGAUCAACCCUUCGCUACUUACCAACGUUGUUGUCUAUUACUAACGUAAAUGAUCUAGUACUACGAUAUUGUUUCUACCUCCUCG
Messenger RNA from Perkinsus marinus ATCC 50983, 2059 nucleotides. RefSeq names its product Proliferating-cell nucleolar antigen p120, putative. The record is from RefSeq and is a predicted model, not a curated record. NCBI's taxonomy places the organism in Eukaryota, Perkinsozoa, Perkinsida, Perkinsidae. Gene Ontology annotation, biological process: rRNA base methylation; maturation of LSU-rRNA. Bases 1 to 1977 code for a protein of 658 amino acids. Gene Ontology annotation, cellular component: nucleolus. The transcript is spliced from 22 exons. Gene Ontology annotation, molecular function: RNA binding; rRNA (cytosine-C5-)-methyltransferase activity.